Messenger RNA from Alosa alosa (allis shad), 1250 nucleotides. It is a transcript of the gene tmem222a, whose product is annotated as transmembrane protein 222a. Lineage: Eukaryota; Metazoa; Chordata; Actinopteri; Clupeiformes; Clupeidae. The record is from RefSeq and is a predicted model, not a curated record. The transcript has 6 exons. Bases 29 to 580 code for a protein of 183 amino acids.
UGAAUACGUCAUCAGUUGACAGAUUGUGAUGGCGGAUGUGGCUGAAGUAGACGCCAUGAAGAAUUUCAACGGAGGUUUCGAAAAAAUAGAUAAAGAAAUGAGCCGUUAUCCGUAUUGUAUUGUUUGGACACCAAUUCCAGUCCUAACAUGGUUUCUGCCUUUCAUUGGUCACAUGGGGAUCUGCACUUCCAGUGGGAUCAUUCGAGAUUUUGCAGGACCUUAUUUUGUUUCUGAAGACAACAUGGCCUUUGGGAGACCAACAAAGUACUGGAAGCUGGACAUCAACAAGGUGUACAGUGGAGGCGCCAAUGCCUGGGACAUGGCAGUGAACGACGCCUCAGAGGAGUACAAACACAGAAUGCACAACCUGUGUUGUGACAACUGCCAUUCCCAUGUGGCCAUGGCCCUAAAUUUAAUGCGCUACAACAACAGCUCAUCUUGGAACAUGGUCAAGCUCUGUUUGCUCACGCUCAUCCACAGCAAACAUGUCAGCUUUGUGGGGUUCCUGAAGACUUGGCUGCCCUUCCUGAUGCUGACCGGAGUGGUCGUCACCAUCGCCUUGGCUUUCAACCUGCGGUAACUGAGACACAGGAAGCUGGCGUGGGGACGGAAUCACACGCACAACGGAAUUCGGGACUGCUUCAGAGAAGCAAGAACACAGGACUUGUACAGUAAUAACAGGCCGAUAGGCAGAAUGAUCACUGAUUGUGAAUCCACAAUGCUUCCAUUUGAACUCUUCUUUAUGCUGGAUCUCUGCUGUUGUAGACUGUACGUUGAUGAUUGACUGAGUGCCACUGUCUCCUGCACUCUGGAGAACACUACUGAGCAUUUCAGAUGUGGAUGCGGGGCACCCCGACUGUAUCCACAAUUCCACAGUGGCCAUUCCACAUGCGCUUGUUCAGGGUUGGUAAAAUACUGGCUUUUCAGACAUGCUGUAAUCUGUGUAUUAUAUCCACAAGCACUUAUGGUUAAAUGCAAUUCCAUCUUUUCAUAUUUGAGCAGUAGUUGUUAUUGGUGCCCAUUCGCCCUUGGUGUAAUCAGGACCUCCACUGGCUUCAAUUCUCAGUCUUUUCAUUCAUUUUAGGUUCAUGGAAAGCACUACAGGGACUUUUUAAAAGAGAUUGUAUUUUGUUUAUUCAUGUUUUUUACUGACUUACAUAAGGAUGCAUGAUUGAAAGCCUUGUUUUACUGUGAUGUUAACGCUAUGCUGUAUAUAAGGAUGAAAAUAAACAAUAAUAUGAUAUGUAAAA